Molecule: messenger RNA, 885 nt
Organism: Epithele typhae
Lineage: Eukaryota; Fungi; Basidiomycota; Agaricomycetes; Polyporales; Epitheliaceae
Product: NAD-P-binding protein
Exons: 4
Coding region: 1-885 (294 amino acids)
Molecular function (GO): oxidoreductase activity
Source: RefSeq, a predicted model, not a curated record
AUGUCCACCCCCCGCGUCUGGUUCAUCACCGGCUGCUCCACCGGCAUCGGCCGCGCCCUCACCGAGGUCGCGCUCGCCAAGGGCGACGCCGUCGUCGCCACCGCGCGCAAGCCCGCGACGCUCGACGCGCUCGCCGCCGCGCACCCGCCCUCGCGCCUGCUCGUGCUCGCGCUCGACGUGACCGCGGAGGACGCGGUGACGGCCGCGUUCGCCGCCGCGAAGGCGCGCUUCGGGCGCGUCGACGUCGUCGUCAACAACGCGGGCUGGGCCAACGUCGGCGAGGUCGAGGGCCUGCCCGAGGCGCAGUGCCGCGCGCUCUUUGAGACCAACUUCUGGGGCACCGUCCGCGUCACCAAGGCCGCGCUCGCGUUCUUCCGCGACGAGAACCCGGCGGGCGCGGGCGGGCGGCUGCUGCAGAUGUCGUCCUACCUCGGUCUCGUGGGCUUUGCGGGGAGCUCGUUCUACUCGGCCUCUAAGCACGCGAUCGAGGGUUUCACGGAGUCGCUCGCGGGCGAGCUCGACCCCGCGUGGAACAUCAAGGUGACGCUCAUCAAGCCCGGCUGGGUGAUGACCGAGGUCAGGAACAACGCGGUCACGAUGAUGGCGCCCCAGCACCCGGCGUACACGAACCCGGCGCUCACGGUGAACAUCAUCCGCGCGCUCGAGGGCAACCUCCCGCUCGAGUGGAAGGACGCGACGCGGUGCGCCGAGGUCUUCUACCGCGUCGGCUCGAUGGACGUGCCGCCGCUGCAUCUCGUCGUCGGCCGCGACGCGAUCGCCGCGGCGCGCAAGCAGCUUGCGGACUUGUCCGCGUCGAUCGACCAGUUCGAGACGUGGUCGGAGGGGCUGGAGAUCGCCCUGGCGCCGGCAGCGCCGGCAGCAUAA